AUUCAAAUAUUUCGUCUAUGUAAAUAUGCUUGAAACUGCGGCAGAAAUAUCGACAGCGUUUCCUCUUGUCAGCACUUUAGCGUUUAGACUCUGUCCGACCUCCGUCGUAGAAUGAAGUGAAAUUGCCACGUCGUCUUGUUUUACAGCUGCUAGCUUGACAAGACAGCGAACACCUGCUUUUAGGCCCAGACUUUCCUAUUUAUAGGGAUGAACCACAAGCAGGUUGUAAACGACUUCUGUUGUUUUUUAAAAACGACUUUCUGUUCCAUGAAUAUUGCUUCAUUGGGCUUGAAGUUUAAAACAAGCAACAAGUUGGUGAUCACCUCGGCUGCCUUUCAAGACCACAUCACAAGGAGCCUGCUGCUUUCAAAUCUCUCAUUGUCUGACCCGUUGCCGAGAUGCAAAAGAGAAGGACCCAGAAACCCACAAGCAAGAAGAACAGUGCAGGAGACUGGUCUGCAGUGGCAGGACUGGCGAGAGCUCAGAAGAUGGGUUUGGUGGCUGCCCCAGCAGAGAGACUGAUGGAGGAUGAAUGGAUGCAGGUCAAGGCAAGGUCUGCUCAGCAGGGGGAAUCCACUCAGCCCUGUGCAAUAUGUAGGGAGGAGUUUCGCCUUCAGCCUCAGGUGUUGCUGUCUUGCUCUCAUGUUUUCCACCGAGCAUGUCUGCAGGCCUUUGAGAGGUUUUCUGGGAGGAAGUGCUGCCCCAUGUGCAGAAGGGAGCAGUAUGAAACACGAUUGAUACAUGAUGCAGCUCGCCUCUUCAGACACCACUGUGCCACCAGAAUUCAAGCAUGCUGGCGAGGCUAUGUUGCUCGAAAGUGGUACAGACAUACGAGAAAAACGGUCAGCCCAAAAGACAAACGGCUGCGACGCAAAUUCUUCGAGGCAAAGUUGCAGGAGUUGAAUGACAGCUUUGUCCGAUACUGUCACACCGACACGGAGGCUUUUCUGAGUGAUAUCGACCGCUCCCUGUCAUCAAGCAGACGAGUGUUCCAGCAGCUGGAGAGUAAGAGCGUCUCUGAACCACAGGAGAACGACUGGGACCAAAUACAGAGCCAGGUUAUCCAGAGAGGUGUGCGGGACUGCCCCAUCUGCCUGACUGCACUGGGCGACCUGAACCUUCCGACUGAAGCAAGUAGAUCCCACCAUCAACAACAAGGCAGACGAACUGUGCUCCUGUCCUGUUCUCACCUCUUUCACCAGCUCUGUUUAGAGGCCUUUGAGUCUUUUACAGCAGACAGCAGACCUCCAUGUCCCCUGUGCAGGUCUGUCUACCACAAGAAGCUCAUCUAAAACAGGUACUAUGUAUGCAAGACAGCAUUUUAGAUCAUCCCAUCUAGUAAUAUUUUCUUGUAUCCCAAGUUACUUGUAUUUAAAUUAAGCACAAUUAUUAUGACGCCUUGCAUGGUUCUGUAUCUGGGGAAAUGUACUUAUUCACCUUCGUGCUGAGAGAGAUGUGAAAGAUUUUACCACUUUCAUGUCUGUAAGUUUUUUCUCUUUUAUUUUCAAACACAUAAACAAUAAACAAAAUAACAAAACAUAAUUUUAGUGAACUGAGAAAUUUGUAAAAAAAAAAAAAUACAAAUAAUAA
Scophthalmus maximus (turbot) is the source of this 1590-nucleotide messenger RNA. It is a transcript of the gene rnf32, whose product is annotated as ring finger protein 32. Gene Ontology annotation, molecular function: protein binding; metal ion binding. Lineage: Eukaryota; Metazoa; Chordata; Actinopteri; Pleuronectiformes; Scophthalmidae. Bases 399 to 1292 code for a protein of 297 amino acids. The record is from RefSeq and is a predicted model, not a curated record. The transcript is spliced from 7 exons.